GAUGGACGGCGCUAUCCUUGCAUGGCAUGUGGAGGAAGGGGACGAGUCAUAUGCUGUGGUUGCCGUGGUCAAGGCUUUAGUAAAUGCAUCUGCUGCCUUGGCACAGGGAAGAUCCUGGAGUUCACCAAGCUAAAGGUCAAAUGGACUAAUCACACAGAUAAGGAGUAUGUGGCAGAGCAGGCCUGUGGCAUCAGAGAGGAGAAACUUCAUAAAGUGUCGGGGAAGAGAAUCUACAAGGAUACACAUCAGCUGGUAAAUUAUGUGAGAGACUUUGCUGAUCCUGCUGUGGUUGAAGCAUCACAAAGGCUGGUGAAAGAACACCAUAACGCUUUCAUCUCCAAUCACUCACGCAUACGGCAGCAGCGCCAGACCAUUGAGCUGAUCCCCAUCACUCGUGUCAGCUACACGUGGAAGGGGGAAUCCUUCGAGUACCUUGUGUUUGGGGAGGAGUGCAAAGUGACCACUGAGGACUACCCUGCCUCCUGCUGCUGCUGUGUCCUGUUGUAACCACUUGUGAAGAAGGCUGCAGUACACGUCUAAUCCAGUAGAGGGUGCUAUGUCCACGUACUGUGGCGUGUAUGGACGUGCACUGCAGCCCGAAGUGAAAUAUUUUUUUAUUUUAGCACACAUGAAAGA
Messenger RNA from Alosa alosa (allis shad), 636 nucleotides. RefSeq names its product protein SSUH2 homolog. The record is from RefSeq and is a predicted model, not a curated record. The coding region runs from base 22 to 507 and encodes 161 amino acids. The transcript is spliced from 5 exons. NCBI's taxonomy places the organism in Eukaryota, Metazoa, Chordata, Actinopteri, Clupeiformes, Clupeidae.